AGGAAUUUCAUACAGAAUUUACCAGUUACCAAUAUUUUAACUUUCAUAUUUUCGUUUGUGAUUUAAGGCGAAUUGUUACAAGGAUUUGUUUUUCGCCAAUAUGAGAUAGUACACUUGACUAACAAGUCUACAAGUAUUGCCGUAUGGUAAUAAACCAAAGAGAAUGAGGACGUUGACAAGAUUGAUAAACUGCUUAUUAACUUCUGACAACGACUGAAAUGCAACUAGAGGUCAAAUUUUUAACAUUGUCAAAUCUACCUUCCUCUAUCCGAACAAUAUGAAUUACUUCAGUUCAAAAAUGAAUCAAUCAGGUCAUGAUUUCAGUGGUAGUGAUCAAAAUCUCCGUGAUAAGUGUUCGCUGUUAAUUAAUACUGAUAGAACUUUACGAAAUAAUCACUGUUCUCCAAACAUUAUUGUUACUAGCGAAGACAGUAAAAAGAAAUAUGAUUCCCUUUCAAGUGAACCAGCUGUAAAUCCAUGGCUUCCCCUACCACAUCCAUGUGUAUUCGCCACCAACUGGUCUUCUUUGCAACUAGAUUUACUGAAACGUUACCCAUUAUUUUGUCCGAAUUCGAAUUCUACACCAACAUUGAAUCAAUCUAAUGGGAUGUUGGAUUCCGAAAUUUGUGAAUCAAGUUCCACAGCAAAGGAAGUCAGCUCAGAUUACGAUUAUUACAUAGAGGGAAAUGUGGCCAGUGAAACAGAUUCCAAUAAUGUGUUGCACAAGUGUCUUUCUAAUGAACACAUCAACGAAGAGGCAGAUCAGUCAGUAACAGAAAACGUGUUCAAAGGUCGCAAAACAUCAAUGUUAGCCAAUAAAGAGAUGAAUAGUUUUCUGACGAAAAAAUUUACGGCUCGUGAAACUACAAACUUUUUAAAAUCUUGGCUAAAUGAUCACAGACAUAAUCCAUAUCCAACAAAAAAUGAAAAAGUAAUGCUGGCAUUGAUUACCAAGAUGAGUUUGACACAAAUUUCCACAUGGUUUGCAAAUGCUAGAAGACGAUUGAAGAAGGAGAAUCAAAUGACAUGGACACCUAAAAUACGUCAUCAUAGAAUAUCUACACAUUCAUUGAGCAGUAAUAACAACAUCAACAGUAAUCAAAGUUGUCAUAGACAUGGUAAUCAUAAUUAUGAUUCAGAUAAAGUUAAUAAUAAAGUGUGUAAUUACAAAUCCACAAUGCCUUCAGCUUUUCCAGUGAACCAACGACGUUCUACUAAUCCAUGUGAAUUAAAUAAUGACAAUACAAGACUCUUAAGCAGUCAACUGGUUCUAAAUUACUUUCUACGUAAAGAUGAACACUAUUCACAAUUUAGAGAUAAGUUGAAAGGAUUUUCGAAUGUGUUUUCAACUAACUCUGACUUUCCUGACAUCGCAUCAGUGAUGAGUGUUAUAUCCAUUGGUGUAGGGGACAAUAAUGAAAAUACACACAAUAAGAUUGAUGACGCUGGUGAUAACGAAACUAUGAUUGAUGUCACUGACGAUAGUAACAAUAAUGACGAUCAUAUUUUACUGAAUGACAGUAGUACUGUCAACGGGAAACCAAAGAUUCAUACUAAUCAGCCAGACAAUGGAAAAGUUCAUCACUCUUCAUUAUCUUCUUCACCUUCAUUUGAAAAUACCUCUGGUAGAAAAUCACAAAUGAACAUUAAUUGUGGCAUAUCAAAAAUAUGGUCAGUUGCUGAUGUUAUUGACAUGUGACUAAAAAAGCAUACUAAAGACGAGCUGUG
This is a messenger RNA of Heterobilharzia americana, 1728 nucleotides long. Lineage: Eukaryota; Metazoa; Platyhelminthes; Trematoda; Strigeidida; Schistosomatidae. The record is from the annotation of a GenBank genome assembly.